Molecule: messenger RNA, 1644 nt
Organism: Aspergillus nomiae NRRL 13137
Lineage: Eukaryota; Fungi; Ascomycota; Eurotiomycetes; Eurotiales; Aspergillaceae
Product: cytochrome P450
Exons: 3
Coding region: 1-1644 (547 amino acids)
Molecular function (GO): oxidoreductase activity, acting on paired donors, with incorporation or reduction of molecular oxygen; heme binding; iron ion binding
Source: RefSeq, a predicted model, not a curated record
AUGGCAGCUGCAAUCCUCAGUCUGGCCACCACGUACGGGGCCCGAGUGGCUCUGGCGGUGGCCCUUAUCUUGAUCGUGCGAUUUUUUCACGAGAUGUUCAAAGUACGCCUGCUUUUCUAUCGCUUGCGAAAGCAAGGCCUGCCAAUGCCCCAGUGGGAUUUCGCAGCAGGAAAUUUGCGGAUGCUGCCCGAUUUAAUGAAGCGACAUCCCAAAGGGUCCCAGCAGUCGGAAGCAUUUACGUUGCUAUCCUACGAGUUCCCAAACAACGAUAAUUGCUUUUAUAUUGAUGUCUGGCCCUUUACCAAACCGUUACUGGUGGUCACUUCGCCGGAUCUAGCAGUGCAGGCCUCUCAAACCUAUGCGUUGCCAAAGCCGCCGGUCCUCGCUGAGUUUUUUAAUCCUUUUACCGGGGGUCCCAGUAUCUUCGUGACCAAUGGCCCCGAAUGGAAGCACGCCCGCGGACUGUUCAAUCCUGCAUUUAGUGCCAGUAAUAUUCUUGAGCAUACUCCCUAUAUUGUCGAAGAAGCCGAAGUGUACGUGGAGAUCCUUCGCGAGCAUGCGCGCAAGGGAGAUAUGUUUACGCUCGAUAAAAUGACCUGUGACUAUGUUAUGGACAUUAUUGGAUACGUUGCCAUGAAAGCACAUCUUCAUUCUCAGCGUAGACACAAUGCGGUAGCAGCAGCGAUGAGAAGUUCGGUCGAGUGGCAUUGCCAGGACGAGCAGAUGAAUCCCUUUAUUCGAUGGAAUCCCAUGCGACCACUUAUGCAGUGGUACAAUGGACGGACGAUGAACCGUUACAUUGGGAUUGAACUGGACAAGCGAUACGAAGUAUGGAGACAACAAUCUUCCACACGGGCCAAUUCUAUCAUUGAUAUCGUGCUUGCUGAAUUUAUGAGUACUCGCACAGCCGGCGAUAAACUAGACCCUGAGUUUAAGAAGUGGGCGACGAUUCAAAUCCGGACCUUUUUAUUUGCUGGCCACGACUCUACGGCUGCUACGAUUGUGUAUAGCAUCUAUCUUUUGUCAAAACAUCCAGAAAUACUGGCAAAGGUUCGCAGCGAGCAUGACGAGGUAUUCGGGUCGGAUAUAACAACUGCGGCAGAUAAACUGAAGCAGCACCCAGAGUUGAUCAACCGGCUCCCAUAUACACUCGCGGUGAUCAAGGAAACGCUGCGUCUCUUUCCCGCUGCCUCUGCGCUACGAGAGGGUCAGCCGGGGGUCUAUCUACAGGAUAAAAAUGGUACCAAGUACCCGACAGAUGGCCUAUGUAUCUGGAUUCUCCAUACCGGUCUUCAACGGAAUCCAAAUUACUGGCCGGAUCCACACGCUUUCAAGCCAGAGCGCUGGCUAGUUGGACCAGAGGACCCAUUGUAUCCUCCGAAAGGAGCCUGGCGUCCCUUUGAACAUGGUCCGCGAGACUGCAUCGGUCAACCGCUGGCUCUACUGGACAUCAAGAUCACUCUAGUCCUCACGCUCCGAGAGUUCGACUUCCAAGACCAGUACGCCGAAUGGGACCGUCUGCAUCUCCGGCCGGGGCCCAAGACCGUCUUUGGCGAACGCGCCUACCAAAUUCCACUGGGAGGCUCCCACCCCGCCGACGGUCUUCCGUGCCGGGUCAGCUUUCGAAAGCAGACCAGCCAGUGA